AAGUUUCAGCUCUGUACAGUAGAAUCAUCUUGACGUUGGUAUUGAAGAUUCUGAUUUUGAUGUUGGCUUGGAGACAGCUGUUUCCAGUUUCAUGUGUUCUUCAAAUGUAGGAAUACUGUUCUUGCUUUGCCAAUAAUUGCCUUAACAUCUGCAUCGAAUCCUCCUUGUUCAUUAAUGAUGCCAUGUCAGUUGGUUUAGAAGUUUGGGUGCAUCAUGCUAACCAACUGAAAGCAACUUCGAUAGACAACAAUAAGACCCAGUAUAGAACAGCUCCUGAAGUUCUACUGGACACCUUUGAAAUCACACCCCCUAGAACAGAUAGUCCAAUUUCUUUGCAAGCAAAGAAUGAUACCACUUCUUUAUUGCCUAAACGAUGGGCAAAUCGAAGGCACAGGCCAGUCACGAGUUUGCAGUUGGACACUAUCACCAGAUCCUACGAACCUGCUCAAAGGGGAGGUGUUAGCGUAAUAUGGAUUGGAUUAAAGCAAGUUUCGUGCAUGCUUGAGUUGGGGCACGCUGAUUGGCUAUUUCUUAUCACAUCAGCGCCAGUGGAUACUUGGAAAAGACUCAUAUAAAAACUAUUAAUAUACUAACGUUCUUCCUAUUGCGCUUCUUACUUCCAUCUACCCUUG
Messenger RNA from Schistosoma rodhaini, 632 nucleotides. NCBI's taxonomy places the organism in Eukaryota, Metazoa, Platyhelminthes, Trematoda, Strigeidida, Schistosomatidae. The record is from the annotation of a GenBank genome assembly.